Messenger RNA from Pseudophryne corroboree (corroboree frog), 1614 nucleotides. It is a transcript of the gene SPACA9, whose product is annotated as sperm acrosome associated 9. Gene Ontology annotation, cellular component: acrosomal vesicle; sperm flagellum; ciliary base. NCBI's taxonomy places the organism in Eukaryota, Metazoa, Chordata, Amphibia, Anura, Myobatrachidae. Bases 170 to 874 code for a protein of 234 amino acids. The record is from RefSeq and is a predicted model, not a curated record. The transcript is spliced from 4 exons.
CUAGCAACAGGCCAAACAAUCACACUGGGCUCCACACACAGCCAGAGAGAGAGAUCAUCAUUACCUCCAUGCUGUACACUGCAAAGGCUCCCAGACGUACAGAACAGCUCUGAGCUUCAAUUACCUGCCACAGAUAUAUAAUGCAGGCAUCUUCUCGUGUCCCCAGAGGAUGGCACAUACCAUGAAUGAAGCCAAGCAAACGCUUAAGACCUUGGAACAACGUUAUAGACUCCUGCAACAACAGCAGACGACUUUCAUCCACGCUUUGGAGCGAACCCGUGUGAACGCCAAUGAUAGGGUCAAGGGGGUGAGGAACCUGCAACAGGUGCGUAACUACUUAGACAACUACUGUAACAACAGCACAGACAAGCGCAUUCUGUCCCACUUUCUGGAUACCUGUACACAGUUGGCAAAUCUGUGCGUUAUGCUGGCAGCAAUGCAGUCUGAAACAUCAUCAGCAAGAGGCAUCACAGAGGAGACCACCAAUCUUCUCAGGGCCACCAAUAACCUGUCCGCUCUGAGAGCCAAAUAUCCUCAUGAUGUUUUGAACCACCUGAGCUGUGACGAGGCAAAGAACUUUUAUGGUGGAGUAGUUAGCCUCAUCCCGAUAGUUCUGGAUAACAUCCGGGAGGCUGUGUCCAGGAUGGAGAGCUCACAACAGCAGUCGUGCAUUAUGGGAACCAGAGAUGCCGCUGGUCAGAUAAACAGGAGACCCAGUGCCACCAAACCAGGUUAUAGUAGUGACAAACAAAGCACUGGGGUUCAAACCAGAGUCAGCCAGGGAGAUUCAUCUCUCCAGAUAAACAAAACCAAUGGCUACAUAGACUCAUUCAAACCAGCCUGGAGGCCACCUGGGAGGUCCUAUACCACUUAAAUGUCAAGGACCCCGCCCCCCCCUUCCUUCCCCCAAAUCCACAAGAAAAAGAAUCAGAUCUAAAUUGGGCAUCUUCUAGCAAUGGAGACAGCAGCCACAUAGCCUAGUGCUCGUGUCUCCUUUAUAUAUCUGCACCACAUUAUUUACUGCUGUGAGUGAUAACACAUGCUCUAAUGCAGGGGUAUCUUUCUCUGGCACCUGUUCUAGCGUCAGCCCAGAUACUGCAGGUGCUCACCUGACAUGUUUCCAAGCACUAUAGUUUGCAUACAGUUUAUUCUAAAGGCAGCCCUGUAUUAUAUCCCCAAGCAUGUCGACUUUAUAACAGCUGGAUUUUACCACAUAGGGCGGCAGUUCAUUGCACGUGUUUAGCUACCCUGCCAGCCGUAUUCAUCAAUUAUUCCUUCACCAUCGAGUACCUCAAAAUAAUACAGUUUAAUAGGACACACUAAUUCACCAUACUGCUAUUCCACUUUAUCAUGUCAUCUAAUGGAUUUAUAUGUAUGUUUCUGUAGCCUAGGAAUUGAAAUACUAAUCUCAAUAUACACAGAGUUAAUUAAAACAGGAAGUUAGAGUAUGCUUGUAAUUCAACCCAUGUCAUCUCUUCUCUGUAGGGUAAAUAGCCGCAAGCCCAUCCCUUGCUGUGGACCAUCUUCAGUAAUACAGAACGCGUCACUUACUUGUACCUUAGAUUUGGAUAGGUUCUGGAGUCAAUUCUAGAAUUAAACGCACUUUGAAGCCUA